AUGCACUGGUCCUGCUGCUUGGAAGAACAUCCAAAGUCCGGCGGAAGUCAUUUUCACAUGGCCCUAAAACUCGACAGAAAUCAGCGAUGGCUACCAAGCAAAAGGUUUCUUUACGAACUCUGCGGCAUAUCCGUUCACUUUUCAGCCAUUCACAGAAAUUAUUUCAGUGCCUGGAAAUAUGUGACCAAGCAAGACAAGGAGUUUGUUCAAAGUCCUGGACAUCUGGAUCUCAGUGAUGGGCCCCCUAAAACUACGAGGGCAUCAUUCGCCAAUAAACCACAUUCAACCGGAAGUCAUGGCGCGGAACCGGUUCCUGAUGACUCCUCGGAUUGCAAUGAAGAAAUUAGACAAGAUCACGGGCAGAAAAAAACAAAAACUAAUCGUAAAAAGCGAAUGUCUUCUUAUGACCUUGCCGAAAUUGUAGAAGCCAAAAAAAUUAAAUCGUAUACCGAGUUAGUUGCUUUUGCUAGAGAGCAAAAACUUGGAAGGCAAAACAGACGUACCCGAAUUUGUUUUGAAUCGCGGGUCGAAAGUCGUUGCGGAAGUUUUGCAAACUGCAUGGGACAUGGAGAAUUCCCAAGAAACUCUACAAAGGCAAAAAAAGUCCCGGUUACAGUUGCUUUAUGA
Messenger RNA from Porites lobata, 627 nucleotides. NCBI's taxonomy places the organism in Eukaryota, Metazoa, Cnidaria, Anthozoa, Scleractinia, Poritidae. The record is from the annotation of a GenBank genome assembly.